Alternaria rosae is the source of this 831-nucleotide messenger RNA. Its product is annotated as TIM-barrel-protein domain-containing protein. The record is from RefSeq and is a predicted model, not a curated record. Gene Ontology annotation, molecular function: catalytic activity. The transcript is spliced from 2 exons. Bases 1 to 831 code for a protein of 276 amino acids. NCBI's taxonomy places the organism in Eukaryota, Fungi, Ascomycota, Dothideomycetes, Pleosporales, Pleosporaceae.
AUGUCACCACCAACCGACCGGAAAAGUAUAUUACAAAACCUCCGCUCGCAGAUCGACAAUGGCAAGAUCAUUGUUGGGGCAGGCGCUGGCAUCGGACUCAGCGCAAAAUUCAUCGAAGCAGGUGGCGGCGACCUCAUCAUCAUAUAUAACAGCGGAAGGUAUCGAAUGGCAGGCCGCGGUUCGUUAGCUGGUUUGAUGCCAUAUGGAAACGCUAAUGAUGCUGGCGAAGUUCUUCCCAUCGUCAAAUCUACGCCGGUACUAGCUGGCGUAUGCGCUACAGACCCAUUCCGAGACAUGUCUCGCUUCUUGAAGCAACUUAAAGACCUCGGGUUCGCUGGUAUCCAAAACUUUCCGACUGUCGGAUUGAUUGACGGAAUCUUCCGGCAGAAUCUCGAAGAGACGGGGAUGUCUUACGAUGCCGAAGUGGAAGUCAUGAAGAUGGCGCGAGAGAUGGAUCUCCUAACGACACCGUACGUGUUCAAUGUCGAAGAGGCGAAGAAGAUGGCGAACGCAGGCGCAGAUAUCCUGGUCGCUCAUAUGGGACUUACAACGAGCGGAAGUAUCGGGGCGAGCAGUGGAAAGAGCUUGGAUGACUGCGUUAAGCUGAUUCAGGAGAUCCGCGAUACUGCAACGAGCAUCAAAGAGGACGUCAUCAUUCUGUGUCACGGCGGCCCAAUCGCAAAGCCAGAGGAUGCGGAAUAUGUGAUCAGCAGAACAAAGGGCGUACAUGGCUUCUAUGGCGCAAGCUCUAUGGAACGCUUGCCGGUCGAAGACGCGAUAACCAACAUCACGAAAACGUUCAAGGGUUUAAAGCCUGGGUCCUCUGCAUAG